Molecule: messenger RNA, 1609 nt
Organism: Xylaria bambusicola
Lineage: Eukaryota; Fungi; Ascomycota; Sordariomycetes; Xylariales; Xylariaceae
Product: L-threo-3-deoxy-hexulosonate aldolase
Exons: 1
Coding region: 289-1275 (328 amino acids)
Molecular function (GO): 4-hydroxy-tetrahydrodipicolinate synthase activity
Source: RefSeq, a predicted model, not a curated record
CGGCAUGAUAGAGUGGGUUGAGGAAGAGUCCAACAUUUAUUAGCUGACCAGAAUUCGACUCUUGUUGGAGACCUUCUCGUCGGCUUUUGGUUUAUAAAGAUGUAGACUGCUUUCUAAUUCUCGCCCUACAUGUCCAUGUCUAUCUUACUCAAUAUCUCAAUCCAGCUUUUCCAGCGUAUUGUUUACUAAAAGACCCGUUCAACUACUUAGUCAUAUUCAGUUACCAAAUUCCUCAUCUUAUACAUACUACAUAUAUACGCAUUCAUUCUACACACGUUUCAGACGACGAUGGCUGCAGUCAACGGUAGCGUAAUAAGUGGGCAUGUGACCACAAGGCGACCUUUGCCCUGUGGUAUCUACGCACCAACAAUGAGUUUCUUCGAUCCAGUUACCGAGGAUCUCGAUAUCCCAACCAUCAAGAAGCAUGCUGAGCGUCUUGCACGAGAUGGUCUGGCUGGUCUGGUAACUCUCGGCUCCAACGGAGAGGCCGUCCACUGCACCCGCGAGGAGAAGGUGGCCAUAACCCGUGCCACAAGAGAAGCGUUAGAUGCCGCCGGUUUCACAAACAUGCCCAUCAUCGUGGGAACAACCGAAAGCAGUGUAAGAGGGACCGUCGAAUUGUCCAAGAUGGCUGCGGAGGCUGGCGGCGAUUAUGUGUUACUUCUCCCACCCAGUUAUUACAAGGCGCAGGUUGACGAGGAAAUGAUUGAAGGCUACUACACGGCUGUAGCAGACGCAAGCCCUCUCCCUAUAGUUCUAUACAACUACCCUGGCGCCGUGGCAGGCGUUGACAUGGACUCAGAUCUAAUCAUCAAACUCGGCCAGCACCCCAACAUCGUCGGGACCAAGUUCACAUGUGGCAGCACAGGAAAGCUCACUCGCGUCGCCCUGGCCCUAGACGCGAAGACGCCGUCUUCAGAAGGCAGCGGCUACAUGGCCUUUGGCGGCAUCUGUGACUUCACCGUGCAGACCCUAGCGUCGGGUGGAAGCGGCAUCAUCGCGGGCGGAGCCAAUGUUUUCCCCAAAGUCUGCGUCAAGGUGUGGAACUUGUACGCCGAGGGCAAAAUAGAAGAGGCCAUCAAACUGCAGAAGAUCCUCUCUCGGGGCGACUGGUUCCUUACCAAACCAGCCAUUGCAGGCACGAAGCAGGCGAUCCAAAGCUAUUUCGGCUACGGCGGGUACCCGCGUCGACCUCUCAAGCGCCUGGACGAGGCCAAGGUCGCAGCCGUAGCUGAGGGAAUCCGAGACGUCAUGGAGGUCGAGAAGUCGCUGUGAGUUCUGCCACUUGGGUGAUGCGAUUGGCUUCGCGGCGGACCCUGCUUGCAUUUGCGGUCUUCUGCUUCCCACCUACCUACCUAUACACCGCAUUCGGUCCGGUUAUAUGCACAUCAUAUAACAACCGUGAAGACCGGAUUCGCUCGGCUCGGGGAAAAUGCGGGGUGGAAAUCUGGGGUCGAAGGGAUGCGGCUCUCCUUACCACUCGCUUCUCGGCAUUGCAUUAACUGAGGGGAGACCGGCGUGCAAUGAGCUGUGCUAAUUCUUGACGUUCUUAUAUAAUAUUUUAUGUUUAUAUUACUCUUGUGUUUCGGCGAGAGGGUGCGCCUAAGCC